Messenger RNA from Hemisphaericaspora subhashii, 2352 nucleotides. Its product is annotated as phosphatidate phosphatase. Lineage: Eukaryota; Fungi; Ascomycota; Pichiomycetes; Serinales; Debaryomycetaceae. The transcript has 2 exons. Gene Ontology annotation, molecular function: phosphatidate phosphatase activity. Bases 1 to 2352 code for a protein of 783 amino acids. The record is from RefSeq and is a predicted model, not a curated record. Gene Ontology annotation, cellular component: actin cortical patch.
AUGCCCACCAAACGAUCCCCUAACUUGGCUUUAUUUCUUCAAUCCCAUUUAAUCCAUUUUUCUCCAUUCUUCACGUUGGUUGGUAAGAAUAAUUUCAUCAAGUUCGCUUCAGCGUUUCUAUCAAAGCGAUUAGCACCAAUUUAUCAAGUUCCGGUUGCUACAAAAUAUUCAACCAAGAAUUCUACCACUCAAUUCCGUUUAUUAAAAGAAAUUUAUAGAGAUUAUAAACAACUCAAGAGAGCCUAUCCACUAUUAAAAUCCAAACGAAGAAGGAUUUUGAUGAGAAUGGACCCGAAUUACCAAAAUCGACGUUCACCACCACCUCAUCCUCCUCAAUCAGAAGAGAUAACUACAGCAACGGCUGGUCCGAACUCGUCUGCUCCUCAACCAUUAUCAAGAAGACAGAGAUUGUUAGGGUUGGCAAGAGCUACUAGAGAUAAUUAUAUCCCCCGACUAACUGGACAAGUAUCACAAUUGGCAAAUGGGGCAUCUAGAGCAUUGAUGACCAGCAACGUGGCUGAUGUGUAUGAUGAUCAGGGGAAAUUAAUCUUACCUAAAGAUACUUCAAUUCAAUUGUUUCCUUCCUAUACAAGAUAUCAAGAAGGGAAAUUUUUUGUUGAUGUUAAAGGUUGGGUAUCAUGUCCUGGGUUGAUGACAAGAAAGAAUAGAUUGAUCUUAUCAUUAAUGCGACAAUUGACAAGAUAUAAUACAACUAGUGCAAAUUCCACUCAAGCAAUUAAUCAAUUGGAAAGUGAUAACAUGAAACCUGAUAUUUUAAAUAAUGAUCAAAGCUUAUCGGAUUCAGAAUCAAUCAUAUCUCAAGGAUCAGCCAGUGAGCAAUUGUCAGUCCUGUCGUCUUCAGGCAGUUCAGCUUCGAAUGCAGACGAUUUAAUAAAAGAAAGGCUUGCUUGCUUUAUUGCAAGGUCAAUACCCAAUGCUGAAUUGAUCAUUGUAGUAGGGGCUGAACAUAACUAUAAUCAACAACUUGUCACGCAUUCAGUAUUUACCGAUACCAAUGGCCAUUUUGAAGUGACACUAGAGGUUCCAUAUAGGCCAUCAGUAGUACAGGUUAAAUCUGCCAACACCGAAACUAUAUUUGCAUUUCAAGAUGUCAUGAUGCUUCCAAAUGAAGGAGUAGGUAUCAUUAGUGAUAUCGAUGAUACCAUUAAACUUACAGGAGUUAUUGGAGAUAAGAGGGAAUUGAUGACCAAUCUUUUAUUGAACGAGAUUAGUCUGUGGAGUAUUCCUUCAGUUAUUAAAUGGUAUGGCGAAAUGCAUAAGCAUGAACAAGUGAGUUUCCAUUAUGUAUCCAAUUCCCCUUGGCAAUUGUUUUCUACAAUUCAGCAAUAUUUUAGAAUAGCCAAUCUACCACCAGGAUCUGUUCAUUUAAAACAAUAUACAGGAAAUAUCAUAUCUUCGUUGUUGGAACCUUCCUCCUCAAGAAAGAAGAGGGCAUUGUAUAAGAUUUUGGAUGAUUUUCCUGACAAAAGAUUCAUAUGUGUCGGAGAUUCGGGAGAAUAUGAUUUGGAAGCAUAUGUUGAUCUUGCACAAAGAUACCCCGGAAAAAUAUUAUCAAUCAAUAUAAGAUAUGUGAAAGAUUCCCUUUCAGAUUAUGAUGAUUUAAAUAUUCUAAAUGAAUUGAUAAGAUUAUUGUCCACAAAGAGAAGAAAAGUCCCCUUUAAUCAAUCGAUGGAAACACUAACUGAUAAAACAAAUAUACUACCACCUCCACCUCCCCCGGAAAUGGAAGAUUUGAUUGACCUAUCUGACUCUCCACCCCCAUUCGUACCUGCAUCUACACAUUUAUCCAGAUCACCUGUCCCCAAAUCUUCAUCCGACCCUUCUAUUGAAUCUAGACGGAAAUUACCACCCAUGGUUCCCAAGAAACCAACAACCUUGAAGGGAAGUCCACUAGAAAGAAAACCUCCAUUACCUAAUCGAGACUAUCUUCAUCAUGCCCAAACCGAUUCAGUAUUGACAAUAUCCUCGGCCCCGGCAACACGUGUCACCACCCCUCCAGUUUCGUCAAAUGUUGCUUCUGAUGGAAGUAGUAUUAAUCAAGAUGACGAUCUCUUACCUCCAAUGCCCAAAAGACCUCCUUUACCUGCUCGAACAACUGAAAUGUUUGAAUCGAAUACUAAUAGACUUGACGAUUUGGAUAGUAUUUUCGAUUUACCUAGUUUUUAUGAAUUAGAAGAGAUGGAUAAGAAAGGAGCUGGAUGGAUUAGAAGAUUAGUGGCUGCAAUGCAUGCUUUGGCACCUACUGGUACAAAGCUUGAUAUAUUUGUUGAUGAUGAUGACAAAUUCUUUCAGAAAAAUUGCUUUGAAUUGAAUGAAAUUAUGACUAAGUAG